AGUACAUACAUGUACUUGUACACCGUAGGUACAGGUAGUUCUACCCCUCCUCCGAUUCCUCCCCCCUCCGUACAAGGCUGGCCUUUAAAAUUACUUUCCAACACUUACCGGUAUGCAUCCAAGCUUGAGAACCCUACUAAGAAUUUAAUAGUCCGACGACUCCCCCCAGCUGAUAGUUAUUGUGUAUUCGACCUCCGGCCACGUGCAAAGGUGCAACGCAACAGCUUGACCCCUCCGCCAGCAGGUGGGGCCGGGUCUCCUGAUAACGUUAGCCGAUUGCGAUAAGCCCAAAAAUCCAAAUUUGUGGAUGGUGCCUUUGGCCCGGGUGCGGGACAGAGAGGCCUUCAAUCCAAUACACCACGCGAAUUCCAAAGCCCAGUUGACUGUACAGCAAAGCAAUGGCACCAACGAAGCCCAAAAAUAAGUCGCAGAAGGACAAGGCGAGAGAACGAGCCCGAGCGAAGGCGGCCGCUUCGCAGAACUCAAGCGUAAACGCACGAGAGCUCCUCAACCAAGCCACCGCGUGCCUCGAGGAAGGAGACGCCGAGACUGCGGCAAGGAUAGCGCGUAAUGCCUACAAGCAUAUUGGGGAGGAUGGGAGGCAGGCUGGUGCCGCGCUGUCACUCCUCGGCCAAAUACAUGUCGAGUUAGGGGAAGUCGACGCUGCUCGCGCCUUCUUCGCCGCGGCAGUGAAAGUGGAUGAGGACGGUUCGCUCCCGGAAGACCUCGGCGGCGGGCCUGAGAAGUUUUUAUGGUUAGCGCAGCUCAGCGAGGAGGGCGGCCACGACAGUGUCUCAUGGUUUGAGCGCGGUGCCACUACCUUGCGAUCCCAAAUACAGACACUCUCCGAGUCGCUUGGCUCACGGCCCUUGACGCGCGACGCACAGGAGGCAGUCAUAGCUGAGAAGCGGAAGAGACUGGCUGAAACGUUGUGUGCCGUGGUGGAGGUCUACAUGACGGAUCUUAGCUGGGAGGAGGACGCAGAACAGCGGUGCGAGGCUCUUAUCACCGAGGCGACCAUGCUCGCGCCCGAAUCCGCCGAGACAUGGCAGACAGUGGCCAAUGUUCGCAUCUCUCAGGCCAGGACAGAAGAGGCCCAGGAAGCUUUGAAGCGGAGUUUAGGACUGUGGACCGACCUCGCGCCAGAAGAUCCUGCAGUGCCGGCCUUCCCCUCCAGGGUCAGCCUGGUCAGACUGUUAAUCGAGGUCGAGAUGGAGAAGCAGGCAAUGGAAGUCACCGAGCGCCUAAUAGCGGAGGACGACCGAAGCGUGGAGGUCUUGUAUCUCGGUGGAUAUGCCAGGUACAUAUUAGGCAACAAGUUGAAGAGCCAGGGGCAAGCUUCCGGUACCGAGGCCUGGAAAGCCUUCUGGAAGUCCGCCAGGAAAUGGCUUGCGCAGUGCUUGAAAGUCUUCCGGCGAGAAGAAUACGAAGAUGAAAGGUUAGGGGAGCACGCCCAGGAUUUGCUCAACUCAAUCAAAAGCGAGCUGGGCGAGGCAGCCGAAGAUGCCGAAGAUGAAGACGCGUGGGAAGAUACGGAUGAAGAAGAGUGGGGGGGUGUCGACGACGACGAGGAUGAUACAGAGAUGCAAUAGUCACGACGGCCUCAUACUUUCGCACGGGUGUGUGGGAAGUCAUCAAACGAUUACGGACUGCUUUACGACAGCCAGCUCUGCGGUUUAUCUCACGGUUUGGCGGGGACUAUGCAUGUCAGGCUUUAAAG
This is a messenger RNA of Chaetomium strumarium, 1720 nucleotides long. RefSeq lists its product as uncharacterized. NCBI's taxonomy places the organism in Eukaryota, Fungi, Ascomycota, Sordariomycetes, Sordariales, Chaetomiaceae. The record is from RefSeq and is a predicted model, not a curated record. The coding region runs from base 399 to 1592 and encodes 397 amino acids. Gene Ontology annotation, molecular function: protein binding. The transcript has a single exon.